Messenger RNA from Aspergillus caelatus, 3936 nucleotides. RefSeq names its product Hydantoinase B/oxoprolinase-domain-containing protein. Bases 1 to 3936 code for a protein of 1311 amino acids. The transcript has 2 exons. Gene Ontology annotation, molecular function: 5-oxoprolinase (ATP-hydrolyzing) activity. Gene Ontology annotation, cellular component: cytosol. The record is from RefSeq and is a predicted model, not a curated record. Gene Ontology annotation, biological process: glutathione metabolic process. NCBI's taxonomy places the organism in Eukaryota, Fungi, Ascomycota, Eurotiomycetes, Eurotiales, Aspergillaceae.
AUGAUAAAGAAUGGAAUCCGCAUUGCUAUCGACAGAGGAGGCACAUUCACAGAUGCCUGGGCGGAUAUACCUGGCCGUCCAGAUCAUGUCGUCUUCAAGGUUCUCUCAGUCUCUCCGGACGAGUACGACGAUGCCCCAACAGAAUGUAUCAGACGGAUUCUAGAGAUGGCAAGCGGCGAGGAGAUACCUAAGGGCUCUCUGCUGGAUUUAUCAUCUGUCGAAUCCAUUCGAAUGGGCACGACAGUGGCUACAAAUGCGCUUCUCGAGCGGAAGGGUGAUCGCGUAGCCCUACUAGUAACCAAGGGCUUUCGCGAUUCGCUCCUAAUUGGUAACCAGGCUCGACCCAACAUAUUUGACCUUUCAGUGCAACGGCUCAAGCAGCUCUACGAAACUGUGGUGGAAAUUGACGAACGCAUCACGAUUGAAGGAUAUAGCGAGGAUCCCGAACCCAAACCCAUCGACAUCACGUCUGACCCCAAUCUCGUCGUCGGCCUGACUGGCGAGGUAGUGAGGAUAUUACGAACACCAAGCCUGGAUACCGUUCGGGUACAACUAGAGACGUUGCAAUCGCAAGGCUACCAAAAUCUAGCCAUUGGACUCAUGCAUGCAUAUACAUAUCCCGAGCAUGAGCUUCAAAUAGCGAAACUAGCCGAACAUAUGGGCUUCAAAGUAUCAGCGUCGUCAGUUCUGCAAUCGAUGGCCAAAUUCGUCCCUCGAACCCAAUCAGCCGUGGCUGAUGCUUACCUCACUCCAAUGACCGCGUCGUACCUCGAAGGCUUUCGGAAGGGGUUCAAGGGCCAGCUGGACGAUGAGAAUGCAAAUAAAGUAUUACUCAGUCAGUCGGACGGUGGCCUGGCAACCUGGAACAGUUUCUCAGGUCUCCGAGGAGUUCUAAGUGGUCCUGCAGGAGGUGUUGUGGGUUUGUCGAGAACAUGUUAUGAUGCGGAGGAAGGCCGACCCGUGCUGGGGUUCGACAUGGGCGGAACGAGUACCGAUGUGGCCCGGUAUUCGGGCGCUCUUGAGCAUAUCUUUGAAAACACCAUCGCGGAGGUUACCAUUCAGACACCUCAGCUGGAUAUCAACACCGUCGCAGCUGGAGGUGGAUCAAUCCUGACCUGGGAGACUGGUUUACUAAAGGUUGGGCCACGGAGUGCCGGCGCAAAUCCUGGUCCUGCAUGCUAUGGAAAGGGUGGUCCGUUGACCGUGACGGACGCCAAUCUGCUGCUAGGGCGAAUCAUUCCGGAGUAUUUUCCGAAGCCUCUCGAUUUGGAUAUUGUCAAACAAAAUUUUGCCGAAUUGACGAACGUCGUCAACAGAGACAAAGGAGGUGGAGAUGCAUUUACCUCAGAAACCCUGGCACUAGGCUUCUUGGCUAUCGCGAAUGCAACGAUGACAAGACCCAUCCGCAAGCUCAGUGAAGGCCGAGGGUACAGCGCCGCUAGUCAUAACCUUGGUUGCUUCGGAGGUGCUGGGGGGCAACAUGCUGUGUUUAUUGCUCGAGACCUUGGGAUCCAGAAGGCCAUUAUUCCCCGCUACUCAAGUAUCUUGUCUGCAUAUGGAAUGGCUCUAGCCGAUGUGGUGGUCGAGAAUCAGGAGCCUGUGGCGUGGACGUUUGGGGAAGAUACUCUGUCGGAGCUUCAGGCACGGCUAGAUUUAAUAUCUAAGAAAGGCGUAGAGGCCUUGAAACUCCAGGGUUUUGAUGAGGAGUCUAUCGUACAUGAAUGUUUCCUGAAUAUGAAAUAUCAAGGCAGCGAUACCACCCUGAUGAUUCGUGAACCUGACCAACUUUCAAACUUUGGAGUGGCUUUCAAUACCCGACAUGCACAAGAAUUUGGAUUUUCACAGUCUCGGGAUAUAUUGAUUGAUGAUAUCCGCGUACGGAGUAUUGGAAGAUCUCGAGUUGUGGACACCUCGAGCCCUUUCAAGGAACUGAACAAGUUGGACGAUCGCUCUACGGUUCAGCCACCUGCGCCGGCAUUUACACGGAAAGUAUUCUUUGACAUACUUGGUUGGGCAGAUACCAACGUUUACACGCUCCCUCAGUUGAACCCCGGCACCCGGAUCAAUGGGCCGGCCAUGAUUAUUGACGAGACUCAGACAAUUGUGGUUGAUCAUGCAAGCAGAGCGACCAUCUUGCCCGAGCAUGUGGUUUUAGAAGUUGGAAGUGUGAACCAGGAGCAGCUUUCAACUAAUGCUGUGGACCCCGUCCAGCUGAGUGUAUUCAGUCAUCGGUUCAUGACGGUGGCGGAGCAAAUGGGCCACACGAUGGAGAAAACUUCCAUAUCUGUUAAUAUCAAAGAGAGGCUGGAUUAUUCUUGCGCUAUCUUCUCAGCUGAUGGUGGACUCGUGGCCAACGCCCCUCACAUCCCCGGCCACCUCGGCUCCAUGAGUACAGCAAUCACAGCCCAGAUUGAGCGACACCCACCGGGUGAUUUGAAACCUGGCGAUGUCAUCAUAAGUAACCACCCAGCUGCUGGUGGCACCCACUUACCCGAUAUUACGACCAUUACACCCGUGUUUGACGACGAUGAGAAUCCAUCGGCGAUCUUGUUCUACGUGGCUAAUCGCGGUCACCACGCCGACGUGGGUGGGAUUGCCCCGGGUUCUAUGCCUCCCAACUCAACCGAGCUCUGGCAAGAGGGCGCGGCCAUCGAGUCAUUCAAGCUGGUCAAUAAAGGCGUCUUUGACGAGGCUGGAUUGAUCAAACAUCUGUACGAGAUUCCUGGCACAUUCCCAGGUUGCAGUGGCACCCGCACGUUGAGCGACAACAUUGCCGACCUGCAGGCGGCUGUAGCAUCAAACCAAAAGGGUAUCCAGCUGAUCCAAGCUCUCAUAAAAGAGUUUACCUGGCCAGUCGUCGAGUUCUACAUGAAGGCAAUCCAAGAGAAUGCCGCACAGGCCGUGCGGGACCUACUUAAAGGCUUCGCCCAAAGAUACGAAGGUGGGAUACUCGAAGCAGAGGAGAGGAACGACGACGGAAUCCCGUUCCACCUGCGAGUGACAAUCGACAAGGAGACGGGCAACACCGUUUUCGAUUUUACUGGGACCGGGCCAGAGCAUUCGGGGAACCUGAACUCACCGCAAGCUUGCUUACAUUCUGCUAUCAUGUACUGUCUCCGAUCAAUGAUUUCUGCAGAUAUACCCCUCAACCAGGGUUGUCUGGCUCCAAUUCAGGUGGUCUGCCCCGAGGGUACUAUCCUAUCACCCUCCAUCACAGCCGCAACAGUCGGAUGUACCACCGAGACAUCAUCCAAAAUCGCCGACCUCGUCCUCAAAGCCUUCCAAGCAGCCGCCGCCUCUCAAGGCACCAUGAACAAUCUAACAUUCGGCUACGGAGGCACCGACCCCAUCACAGGAAAGGUUGUCAAGGGGUUCGGGUACUACGAAACCAUAGCCGGCGGGGCGGGAGCAGGACCCGAUUGGGAGGGAACCAGCGGAGUACACACCCAUAUUACUAACACUCGCAUUACCGAUCCCGAGAUUCUAGAAAAGCGGUACCCAGUUAUCCUCCACGAAUUUUCCAUCCGCAGGGGAAGUGGCGGAGCGGGGCUACAUCGGGGAGGCGAUGGAUGCGUCCGUGAUAUGGAGUUCCGGAUUCCUCUUCAGGUAUCGAUUCUGUCGGACCGACGGGUCACGGCACCCUAUGGAAUGGCGGGUGGAAAGGAGGGUAAGCGCGGUGAGAAUAUUUGGAUUCGGAAAGAUCCUGUUACGGGAUCCACUCGGAAGGUUGCCCUUGGACCCAGACAGACGGCUCAGUUUCGGCCGGGGGAUCGCAUUGUCAUUUUGACGCCUGGGGGAGGUGGUUGGGGUGAGGAGUCUUCGAAGGAUCCGCAGGACGCUGUUGGAAUACGACCGAAGAUUUACGGUGCGGGUCAGGGCCUGCUGAAGACGCAAGGCAGUCUGUAUGAGAGGAAUGCUGUUGCGGUGGGGAAUUAA